Molecule: messenger RNA, 3310 nt
Organism: Echinops telfairi (small Madagascar hedgehog)
Lineage: Eukaryota; Metazoa; Chordata; Mammalia; Afrosoricida; Tenrecidae
Gene: PTPRR
Product: protein tyrosine phosphatase receptor type R
Exons: 14
Coding region: 251-2218 (655 amino acids)
Biological process (GO): protein dephosphorylation
Molecular function (GO): protein tyrosine phosphatase activity
Source: RefSeq, a predicted model, not a curated record
CCCUGAGCGCUCCUGCCCCUCCCCACUCGCCAGCCUCCAUCUCCUCCUCGUCUCGCUCGCUCUCCCAGGGAGGUGAAUCCGGGGUGCUGGUUGCUGUCGGCGCCACCAACUGGUUCUGCAAACCCCAGCCGAAGACCCGCAAGCGACUCUCCGGAGACCAGCGGACCCUUGGCGGUGGCUCUUGCCAAUUGCACUUUGCCUGCAGUGGGGUCCUGGUGGAGUUUCUCCUCCACCUGCAGAUGCUAACAGUAUGCGGAAAGCAGUGGGCUUCCCAGCGCUGUGCCUGCUUCUUAAUCUGCACGCUGCAGAGUGCUUUUCAGGAAAUAAUGAUCACUUUUUGGAAAUUCAUCAGAAGAAGAGUGGGAAGCCAGUGUUCAUUUAUCACCAUUCACCAGGUCUUGAGAAGAGCCUGGAGAUAGCACCUCAAAAGAUUUAUAAACACAACUACCAUUCCUCUCCCCAAGCUCAAAUAAGCAAACAUCACCAAAUUGUUAAUUCAGCAUUCCCUAGACCUGCGUAUGACCCGUCUCUCAAUCUGUUGGCCGUGGAUGGUCAGGAUCUUGAAGUGGAGAACCUUCCGAUCCCAGCAGCAAAUGUAAUUGUGGUGACACUUCAAAUGGAUGUAAGUAAGCUGAAUAUAACCCUGCUUCGAACAUUUCGCCAAGGAGUGGCUGCAGCCUUGGGACUCUUACCUCAACAAGUGCAUAUCAAUCGUCUCCUUGAAAAGAAGAACAGUAUUGAAAUAUUUGUGUCUCCAGUAAGUCGAAAAACAGGAAUUUCUGACAUUUUGCCAUCUGAAGAAGUGCUCCGUUCACUUAAUACCAAUGUUUUGCAUCAAAGUUUAUCCCAAUUUGGAAUUACAGAAAUCUCCCCUGAGAAAAAUGUUUUACAAGGGCAGCACGAAGCGGACAAAAUCUGGAGCACGGAAGGAUUUUACGCGGUUGUCAUUUUCCUCAGCAUCUUUGUUAUUAUAGUAACGUGUUUGAUGAUUCUCUACAGAUUAAAAGAAAAGUGGCAGCUUUCCUUGAGACAAGAUAAAGAGAAAAAUCAGGAGAUCCACUUAUCCCCCAUCGUGUUACAGCCAACGCAGUCCGAGGCAAAGGCCGUGAACAGCAUGGUCCAGCCUGAGCUGACCCCGAAGGUGCUGAAUGUUGUUGUGGACCCCCAGGGCCGAUGCACUCCUGAGGUCAGAGCUGCCACCGCUGCGGGUCCUUCCCCCUUCAAGAUGAAGCCCAUAGGACUUCAGGAGAGGCGAGGGUCCAACGUAUCCCUUACACUGGAUAUGAGUAGCUUGGGGAAUGUUGACCCCUUGGUGGCCGUACCAACCCCCCGGGAGAAGGCAGCCAUGGAGUAUCUGCAAUCAGCCAGCCGGAUUCUCACAAGGUCACAGCUGAGGGACGUCAUGGCAAGUUCACGUUUACUCCAAAGUGAAUUCAUGGAAAUACCUAUGAACUUUGUGGAUCCCAAAGAAAUUGACAUUCCACGGCAUGGAACAAAAAAUCGCUAUAAGACUAUUUUGCCAAAUCCCCUCAGCCGGGUGUGUUUAAGACCAAAAACUCUAACUGAUACCUUGAGCACCUACAUCAAUGCUAAUUACAUUAGGGGCUACAACGGGGAGGAGAAAGCGUUCAUUGCCACCCAGGGCCCCAUGAUCAACACCGUCAAUGAUUUCUGGCAGAUGGUCUGGCAGGAAGACAGCCCUGUGAUCGUUAUGAUUACAAAACUGAAAGAAAAGAAUGAGAAAUGUGUGCUUUACUGGCCGGAAAAGAGAGGAAUCUAUGGGAAAGUCGAGGUUCUGGUGCUCAGUGUGAAAGAAUGUGAUCACUACACAGUCCGAAACCUGGUCUUAAAGCAUGGAAGUCACACGCAGCAUGUGAAGCACUAUUGGUACACCUCCUGGCCUGAUCACAAGACUCCUGACAGUGCCCAGCCCCUACUCCAGCUCAUGUUGGACGUAGAGGAAGCCGGGCUUGCUUCCCUGGGCCGAGGGCCUGUGGUUGUCCACUGCAGUGCAGGGAUAGGUAGAACUGGAUGUUUCAUUGCAACUUCCAUUGGCUGUCAGCAGUUGAAAGAAGAAGGAGUUGUCGAUCCCCUAAGCAUUGUCUGCCAGCUUCGUGUGGACAGGGGUGGAAUGGUCCAAACCAGCGAGCAGUAUGAAUUUGUGCAUCAUGCUCUGGGCCUGUACGAGAGCAGACUUCCCGCAGACACAGUCCAGUGAGGCGCUGAAGAUUUCCCUGACCAUCGAUCUCUUAGGGUGAGGAAUUGGAAGGCGCUUUCCGCAGCCUAAAGGGAAGGAGAGGCCUCUGAAGCCAGCCUGUGGCAUGGAUUGUGGAAGACUCGGCAGCCUCCUGAAGAUGGCCAGUCUCUUGUGUAUAUGAAUGCCUUUGUAAGCAUCCCCCAAAUGGUUCUGAAGGUCAUGUGCUGAAGGAGAUGUGACAGGUGUCUCACACAGCCCAAGGUGGAGCUUGUUUUGUCCGUAGCACCUGUCUGCCACACAGAGAGUAUGUGCGUAACACUCUGUGAUAUGGUCGUCACAAGACGGCCUGAGGAGUUGCAGAAGAAAUUAUCACUGUGUGCUUAGACGCUUUGUUUGCAACACAAGUCUUGUGAGUGGACUGUCAGCUCUUCAACUGCUCCUGUUUAAGUGCUGUUAUCUUUCUCAGUUACCAGAAUCUUGCUGCUAAAGUUGCAAGUGAUUGAUAGCGGAUUUUUAACAAAUAAUUCCCUGUUUUCGGUUGCGGGGAGGGGGAGGGGAGCAGUAAUUCUUUUAUAUGGAAAUGUGUCUUGAUAAUAUUACCUAUUACAUGUUUGUUUAUAAUACCUCCUAUCGAUCAACUUCAGAGCACAAUGAUUGUCAUCCGAUCUAUAUGUACUGACUCGCUACUACUGGACAUGGAGAUAAAUUCUGCUCCAGAACUCUACCCAGUGUGUUUCUACAUCCUGAGUUGUUUUAUUUUAAAAGGGACAAACACAUGUGUAGUGACUAUGAACUAUCAAAAAUUGAAAAUACGUGUCCAUCUUGCACUAAGAGGGAGUUUUUGAAUAUGCUCGCCCCGUGGAUGCUUUCUCCCAAUAAAAGGCUGAGACGUACCUCUGGGAAUGAUGCAACCAGUCCCAUUUCCAGAGGUUCUUCCAACGGAAGAUGCCACACAGAUCCUUACCUUUCUGGAAGGUUUUAGUCCUCAAGAGACAACUGCAGUGAAAAUAACUGUACCCAGCAAGCACGAGGCAUUGAGUUCAAAUAUCAUGUUUUCAUUCAGCAAUGUUGACUUUGUUUCAUACUGCCAAUAAACUACUCUUAAAUUCUAAA